AUGGCGGGAUAUGGUGACAGAAAUUCAGCAUCUGGAGCCUCUGAUCAAUUUUCCGGACCCAGCACAAGUGAGGAGUCGAUGACCCUAUCUCACGUAAGAAAAGGAAUUGCUGAGAAUAAGUUGAAAUUGUCUCAUGCAAGAGAACAGAUUACCGAUAUGAAUUUGAAGAUGGAAAAAAGAACGGAGGAAGUGCAGCAAAUGAAGGUUGCGAAGGACUCAAAUGCUUCGGACUACCAAACCAUGGUACAGGCUUCAUUGAAACUCAACGACGAUAUCAAAAACACAAUCUCAAGACUCGAAACUGAACGAGAAAACAGUAAAGAUGUCGUUGACAAGGCUUUGAAGGAUAUGAUGAAGGCGCAACAAGAUGCGGAAAGCGAAAGGCAACAUGUGACGGUGCUCGAAAACGAGCUUGGCAAGAUACGACGUAAAGAGAAAGAUCUGAACUCAGAGUUGCAACAAGUCAGACAUGAUUGGCAUACCAAGGAGGCCGUAUACGUGGAGGUAAACCAAAAACUGAAGACAGAGCUCCAGGACCUACGUAAGGAUCAAGCUCACGCGGCGCAUCAAAUGCUUGUGCAGGACAUUGCAACAAUGGCACCAGCCGCAAGAGACCAGAUGACAAAGAGACUGUGGUGGAUGGUGCAACAAUUAAGUACGGAAGUACUAACAAAAGUGAUGCCAUAUGCUGUGACCACAGUUGCGAGGGAAUCUGUAGCACAAGUCCUGGCUAGCGAGCGCGCGGCGGACAACCAGAGACUAGUUGAAGCACAAUCAAAGCUGAAGAAAUCUAUCGAAGACCUUCUGAGCCGAGAGUUGAAUGCUAAAGAUGCGACAAUUGCAGAAAUACAAAACUCCUUAAAUCUCGCACAGGAAAGAGAGACCAGCCUGCAGCAACAGCUGGAUACGAUGACGGAUGAGCGCAAUCGGUUGGAACCUCAGUCACAGCAGCUCCAAGCAGCGCACGCGAUGGUAUUGGAUCAACUGAAAGCCCGGUUGCAACGGGUUCAAGAGGCGCACGUGGCGGAACUCAUUCGAUUGAAAGCACAGUUUGAGAAGCUCCGAGUAGUACACGAGGCAAAACUAGCUCAACUAAUAGACCAAACUAAUGCGAACAUUCAAGCGCAGAAUCAUGCUGAACUUCAGCAAUUGACUCAACGACACACGGCAGAGCUGAAGGAACAUCAACCAACUUGUGAAUUUUUCAGGAAGAAUAGCGAGCGCUUGUCGAAAGAAGCUUCGAAUAAUUUGGCACUUAUAAGACGACUGGAGAUUGAUUUGGUUGCAAAAGAUCAAGUAAUUGUACAGCUGGGUGGAAGUCGGAGAGGACAAGAUUAG
Molecule: messenger RNA, 1338 nt
Organism: Glarea lozoyensis ATCC 20868
Lineage: Eukaryota; Fungi; Ascomycota; Leotiomycetes; Helotiales; Helotiaceae
Exons: 1
Coding region: 1-1338 (445 amino acids)
Source: RefSeq, a predicted model, not a curated record